AUGACUAUUGUCGCCGCCACCCACCGCCACCGUCACCCACUUUCGCCGCCACCACCACCACCCCAGCCGUCACCCGCCACCACCCACCAGCGCCACCACCCACCUCUACCCUUGCUGUCUCCCACCGUCGACACCUCCGCCCCCGCUGUCGCCCGCCACCACCCCCGCCAUAGCCGCUACCCACCCCUACCUGCGACGUCACCCGCCACCCACCUCCACCAACGCCGACGUCAACCACCACCAUUGUCAUCCCCGCCACCUACCUCCGCCCCAACCACCACCCCACCGCCGUUGCCACCACCUCCGACCACCGCUCCAAACGCCAUCUAUCAUCAUCCACCACCGCCAACUGCGGUCACUCACCACCAAUUUAAUUCCUCCGUCUAUUCUUUCUACCAAACAACACAAAGUAAUGACUCAUUUCAUUCUCAUAUGGUAACCAAAUAA
Helianthus annuus (common sunflower) is the source of this 447-nucleotide messenger RNA. Its product is annotated as pollen-specific leucine-rich repeat extensin-like protein 3. The coding region runs from base 1 to 447 and encodes 148 amino acids. Lineage: Eukaryota; Viridiplantae; Streptophyta; Magnoliopsida; Asterales; Asteraceae. The transcript has a single exon. The record is from RefSeq and is a predicted model, not a curated record.